This is a messenger RNA of Geodia barretti, 3430 nucleotides long. Lineage: Eukaryota; Metazoa; Porifera; Demospongiae; Tetractinellida; Geodiidae. The record is from the annotation of a GenBank genome assembly.
GUCCACGUCGGGAAGACGUCUGUGCAGCCGCAUUAGCCGUCGGUAGAGCCUCAAAGCCGUUCCCCUGUGAUGAGCGGACAUCUGUCGCUGGGCCCGCAAGUGAAAUGGCGUCCACGACCAAGCAACAGAACUACCGACGGCUUAUGAAGGAGGCAAAGGUGAAGAGCAGCUCCCAGCCGAAAAAGAUCGACCAUCCUCUGGCCAGAUACAACGCCCUGGACCAGCUGAGUUGCAUCGUGUGUCAGCAGGCAAUAAAGAGCGAGCUGCUCUGGUCCACCCACCUCAAGAGUAGGCGACAUAAAGAGACAAUGACGGAACUAAAGAACAAAAAGGACGUUUUACUGCAGCAGCAGAAGACAGCUGUCAUCAUUGGCAGAGGAGAAAAAGGAGGAGGAGGUGGAGAGGAAGAGGAAGGACAAGCAGACGACCGAGCCACAGUAACUAAUCCUCCUACUCCUCCUCCUCUGGUGUCGGUUCUAAAAAAGACCAUGCGAGAGCCUUCUUCCCACAGUGACCCUGGGACCAGCAGCGACACGGAUGACCAACCGCCAGCUAAAAAACACAAGGUGACAUUCAGCGACGCUGUAGUUGUGGAGACAACAUCCGUGGAAAAGUCAAGCGUUGAUGUGGUCGCAGAGAAUUCGGCAGCAGCUGUGGAAAAUUCGAGUCUACCUGCAGAUUUUUUUGAUCCGGGGGUGUCAAAGAGGUUGGGUGAGGAUGGUGAUGAUAGUGACGGUGGGGAGGAUGGGAGAAGUGGGGGCACUGUGAAGAUGGACGCGAAUUCAAAACCACUCGGCAAAAGUAGUGCUGGUGAAACCAGUCAGCCUAACAGCAAAAGCAGUGAAAAUUUGCAAGAGACUGCAAUUCCUGAGGGAUUUUUUGACGACCCGAAAAUGGACGCCAAGGCCAGGAAGGUGGAAUACAAGGACAAGAUGGAGGAGGAAUGGGAACGAUUCCAGAAGACCAUCCAGAAAGAAAACGAUGUAUCAGAGGCCAUAAGGUUUGAAGACGAUGAGGAGACGCAAGAAGAAAGAGAUUUUUCGGAAAUUCAAGAACAAGUAGGGUGUUUUCAGAAGGCAGAGACACUGCGGUUGAAACAGGAAGAAAUACUUGAGAGGAAGCGUAAAGAUGGCACCAGUGGAGAGGUGUCUUCCGGAGAGGGAGAAAGAGGAAAGACGGCGGAGUUUUCUUCGAGGCUGGAGGUGGGGGAGAAGGGGGAAAGUGGUGACGAGGGGGGUUCCAGUGACGAUGAAUUGAUGGAUGAACUAGAGAUGGACUGGCGGGCAAAACACUCAUAGCGUGUAACUGCAUAUAAUUAUAGCAUUUUUUGCGCGCACUUGUGUGAAUAAACGCAGUCUCUUUUGAGUUUUGCGCAUGCGAUUCAGUGUUCUGUUGGCGCAUGCGCGCGCGUGAACCAGCCUAGCUAGCUCCCCGAGUUGCUGCGCUGCAGAGAGAUGGGUUCGAAGGUCUUGUUGUGGCUGAUGAGCGGCUCUCUGGUGGUUCUGGCGUGUCUACUGACCCGCGUCUCCCGCUACGGCCCGCCACACACCAACUACGAUGCCGCUGUAUAUUUCGACCACGCCCACCUGAGGACCCCCUCAUCAAAAGCCGACAUCGUUAGAAUUGUUCAGUCGGCUGCCGAGAGAGGUCAGAAGGUCAGGGUUGUUGGAUCGGGCCACUCGUGGUCGUCAGUGGCGGUGUCCGAGGAUAUUCUCUUAUCCCUAUGGAACUAUACUGGAGUUGUGGGGUUGGAUCGAGAUGAAAUGGAGGUGACAGUGAAGGCAGGGACGACACUGAAUCAGCUGAAUCGUUACCUUAACGACCGGGGGCUUGCCAUGAAGAAUCUCGGCUCCAUAUCAGAGCAGACGGUGGCUGGAGCCAUCUCGACAGGUACCCAUGGCAACGGAAUGGGGUUUGGGAACCUGGCGACCCUAGUGACUGGACUGGAGUUUGUCAGUGGAAAGGGAGAGCUGGUGUCAGCGAGGGUUGGGAGCAAUGUGAACAUGUUCAAAGCAGCUCAGGUCAGCGUGGGGAUGCUGGGUGUGAUAACAGAGGUAACGCUAUCCGUUGAGGAGAUAUAUCUCCUGAGAGAGGUGCUGACUCGGCACACCCUGGACGAGUGUCUCGGGCAAUUUGACGGGAUAAUGAGAGGAGGUGACCACGUCAAGAUGUGGGUGGAGCUGUUCUCGGAGACCUGUGGAGUGUUUGCGGCCAACAGGACGAGCGAGACUAGACCACGAGAUAAUCCCAACUGGACAGCCAAAAACAUUGAGGUGUUAGUAAUGGAGGCAAUUCUUCUCAUCAGCUCCUGGUUCCCUCCCUCCGUACCUCACGUCAUGCGCCUCAUCUUCCUCCCGUCCUCAGUCUUCUCGCCCUACGAUCGCGUCGACACCCCUCCCGCGGUCCUCGAGGUGCCUCACUCUCUACCUGUCCACUGGGAGGCGGAACUGGCGCUCCCGUUUGAAGGCUGCCCAGCUGCCAUUCGUGAGCUGAGACGAAUCGUGAUUGAACACCGCAUUCCUGCUAAUAUGCCCAUAGAGAUUCGACCGGUGAUGGGUGACGACAUAUGGCUGAGCCCGAACUACGGCCGUCUGUCCUGUCACGUCACUCUGACACUCUACAAUCCUUCACCUCGGGCGGCGCAUGACUAUUUCCAGAAAUUCUACGAUGCGACACGGACUACCCUGAAUCUCUCUCCUCGGCCUCACUGGGGAAAAUACGUGACAAACGCGACACGAAAAGACUUGUCGACCAUGUACCCGAAACUAGCCGACUUUGAAAAAAUCAGGUCUGAGAUGGACCCUCGUAACAUCUUUAUCAACGGUGCCCUUAGAGAUAAUUUUGGCUUCUGAUAAACCAGGAUUUGUAUAUAUACAUGUGAAUGCAAAUCUGAAUAUGUAUAAUAGGCUCAAGAUUUUAGUUUUGCUAAUAUCAAUUGAAUUCCACUAUUGACAAAAAGAGCUAAACAAAGUCAUGUAAACGGUGAUCUCUACGUAAAGCGGUGAAAGACUAGAUGAAUUGACUGCCCGGGGAAAGAAAACUAUUUUGUUUCAUACUUGAGAGCCGGUACUUUGUGUUUUUGAGUUUUUCGACAUUUCUUCCCCGACUUGUCCCUCUUGAUGGUCUCCGGCUCGUGGCGGUCCAGGAAUCUCAGAUAUAUCAAGUUGUAUUCUUCAGUCUUCAGAAAGUCGAAGAAUAUCUUGACGUUCCCGGCCUUGACUUUUUCAGCGAGAGAUGGGAGGAGAGGGUUGUCGCCCAAUCUGAAACUCCUCUGCUCGCCAAACACCUUGAGUCGACCUGUAGGACACAUUUGCUUGGCCUAUAGGACACAUUAUGAAUCUUGCUUGACCUAUAGGACACACUUAUAAAUCUUGCCUGACCUAUAGGACACACUUAUAAAUCUUGCUUGACUUAUAGGACAUGCCACGUA